CCUACUUUUAAGAAGAAAAAAAUACAAAAACAAUAUGUGUUGUUUGUUUUCUCCCAGAUAAGUUUUAUCCUUAAAAAAUUAUGUCAUCCUUAAAAUCUUCCAUGUAUAUAUGUGGUCUAUAAUAAUUAGAAUAAUACUAUACUUGCAAAAGUUGAAAGUGACUUCCCAAUAAACUUCAUAGCCACUUGCGUUGUCAUCUAUUUACAUAAGUUUUUUCUUUCUUUCUUUCUUUCUUUCUAUAAAUUUAUACAUAAAACACUAAGUACCAAAAGGCUUAAUAAUAAUAAUAAUAAUAAUGGAAGUAAUAAACAGAUAUGUUACAAUUAAGAGUGAGAUUAAUGGGAGUCCAAAAGAGACAGAUUUUGAGAUUAAGUGUUCAAGUAUAAGUGUUGAGGUUGGUUCAAAGGAUGUCGUUUUGAAGAAUCUGUAUGUGUCAAUUGACCCAUAUCAGAUUAAUCGCUUCAAAACUCACAGUCCAAGCUCUCAAAACAGCACAACUAAUGCAAUGGCCAUAUCUCCCGGUCAGAUUAUUAGUGCUUAUGGGGUGGCUAAAGUAGUGGCUAGUGGAAAUGAUGAGUUUGAGAAGGAUGAUUUGGUGGUGGGAAUGAUUUGUUGGGGAGAGUAUAGUGUCUUCAAAGGAGACCAAUCCAUGUUCAGGAAACUCAACCCAAUGGCUUUGGAGUUUCCAUUAUCCCAUCAAGUUGGACUUUUUGGGUUUAGUGGAUUGACAGCUUAUUGUGGGCUAUUUGAAGUGAGCAAACCUAAAAAGGGUGAGAAAGUAUUUGUGUCAACAGCUUCUGGGUCAGUAGGCCACUUGGUUGGCCAAUAUGCUAAACAAUUUGGUUGUUAUGUUGUUGGUUGUGCUGGCACUAAAGAAAAGGUUGCAUUACUAAAGGAAAAACUUGGUUUUGACGACGCAUUCAACUACAAGGACCAACCUAACUUAAAAUCAACAAUCAAAAAGUACUUUCCGGAUGGAAUAGAUAUUUACUUUGACAAUGUUGGAGGUGAGAUGCUUGAAGCAGCAAUUGCUAACAUGAAACACUUUGGACGAGUUGCAGCUUGUGGAGUGAUAUCUGAGUACACAAACACAAACAAUCGUGCUUCACUAAAUAUGGUCGAUAUUAUUUACAAGAGAAUCAAAAUUCAAGGAUUUUUGGUGUCUGAUUUUGUAGAUAUGUUUCCAGAUUCUAUUUCAUUCACCAUGAAUCAUCUUCGUAAUGGUAGUCUCAAGACACUUGAAGACAUUUCAAUUGGUUUGGACACCAUUCCAAAAGCUUUUAUUGGACUCUUUCAAGGUACCAACAUUGGCAAGAAGAUUGUGAAACUAGCAAACGAAUGAAUUAAUUGAUAUAUGCAAAUAAUGUACUCAAAAUAAAAGAAGAUUGUGAAACUAGCAAACGAAUAAAUUAAUUGAUAUAUGCAAAUAAUGUACUCAAAAUAAUCAAAUGAACUUAUUUUGAAAACAA
Cannabis sativa is the source of this 1469-nucleotide messenger RNA. RefSeq names its product 2-alkenal reductase (NADP(+)-dependent). The transcript has 5 exons. Bases 296 to 1342 code for a protein of 348 amino acids. Lineage: Eukaryota; Viridiplantae; Streptophyta; Magnoliopsida; Rosales; Cannabaceae. Gene Ontology annotation, molecular function: oxidoreductase activity, acting on the CH-CH group of donors, NAD or NADP as acceptor. The record is from RefSeq and is a predicted model, not a curated record.